AACACACCGACAUGCGCAAUGGUAGCAUACAAUGAAACCCUGUCUUACUGCUUUCUUUCAUAGUAAGACGUGAGCAAGACAGCAGAUGAAUCAUCCCAUCUAUGAUAUUACAUGGCUCGCGAGAGUCUUCAUGUAAGUACUUAAUACGGGUCUUGCCUCUCAAAAUCGAUCUCGUCUCCUCAUUCUCCAUUCCUCGUCUGAUCUUGAUAAACGCCAACCAUCACCUUCUCUAUCCAUACCCACAAAGGACUUCCCCCAAACAAGAUUAUUCCAUACAAAAUGCCAGUCGCUGGAGCUUACUUUUGCUGGCGAGGAUGCGAGAGAGGAGCCUGCGUUGAAAGCUCAUACUGCAAUAAUCACAUUUGCACUUUUCAAGGCGAUGCAAACGGAGAGUGCAAAAAAGCUGUGAUCCACGAAAAACUUCGCUUUUGCCGUCAGCACGUUUGCUU
Periconia digitata is the source of this 449-nucleotide messenger RNA. The record is from the annotation of a GenBank genome assembly. Lineage: Eukaryota; Fungi; Ascomycota; Dothideomycetes; Pleosporales; Periconiaceae.